This is a messenger RNA of Dermacentor silvarum, 2461 nucleotides long. Its product is annotated as zinc finger protein 622. The record is from RefSeq and is a predicted model, not a curated record. Lineage: Eukaryota; Metazoa; Arthropoda; Arachnida; Ixodida; Ixodidae. Gene Ontology annotation, biological process: ribosomal large subunit biogenesis. Gene Ontology annotation, cellular component: preribosome, large subunit precursor. Gene Ontology annotation, molecular function: nucleic acid binding; zinc ion binding. The annotation marks the transcript as partial. The transcript has 4 exons.
CGCGACGCGUCCGCUAACAUUGGGCCUAAAGAACUGGAGACAAACAUGGCGGCCGCGUCGUCGUACGCAUGUCUCUCGUGCAAGGUGGUGUUUGCCAACGCGGAUUUACACCGGUCACACUACAAGAGUGACUGGCACCGGUACAACUUGAAGCGUAAGGUCGCCUUCCUGCCGCCGGUCAGCGCCGAGGAGUUUCAGCAGCGCGUCCUAGCGCACAGGGAAGCCAGUGUCGCCGCUGAGGCCCGCGCCGCCGGCAACUACUGCGAUGUGUGCGGCAAGCGCUUCGGCGCCCCGAAGGCUUUCGAGAAUCACGUGAACUCGAAGAAGCACCAGCAGGCCGUGGUCAUGGCUCAGUCCAGCGCGCCAGCGGAGCCUGCUUCGCCGUCCGAGGUUAUCGCUAAGCCAAAGUCCGAGAGGAGCGAAAGCACCAGCAGUUGCAGCAGCAUGGUCGCCCGGAAGAACGCCAAGAACGCGUCCGAACACGCUCCCCUGCCUGGUCAGAAAGCUCCGGCUCAACGCAUGCCGUGGACAAACAGGGCGCCGGCCACAGCUGCCAUCGUCGAUGAAGACGACAGUGGUGACAGCGAGUGGGAGAGCGUCGAGGGCGAGGGUGCAGACGAAGAGAUCGACGACGAAGAAGAGGACGAAGCGAUGGAAGAUGACUCUGAGCGGGUGCCCCCCACCGAGUGCUUGUUCUGUGGCGAGCAGAGCGACAGCGUCGUGGCUAACGUGGCCCACAUGGGGCAAGCGCACUCCUUUUUCAUCCCCGACGCGGAGUACCUCGUGGAUGUCGAAGGCCUGCUGACAUACCUGGGGUACAAGUUGGGCGUCGGCCGGCUCUGCCUGUGGUGCAGCAACGAGCGGAGCGCCCCCUACGGGAGCUUGCAGGCCGCCCGGCAGCACAUGCGGGACAAAGGCCACUGCAAAAUGGCACAUGAUGGAGUGGACGGCCUGAUGGACUACUCUGACUUCUAUGACUACACAGCGAGCUACCCCGAGGGCGAAGGUGGAGAUGCAGAUGAAGAGGUCGAUGUCAGCGUGCUUGAAAGUGACGGCUGGCAGCUGGUGCUGCCAUCUGGGGCAGUGGCGGGUCACCGUUCCUUAGCAAGGUACUACCGUCAGAACCUGCCCGCGGUAGCGGCAUCGCGGCCUGGUGACUCAGCGCGCCGUGUCCUAAAUCAGUACCGUGCCCUGGGCUGGACGGGGGCGACGUCGCGCGAGGUGGCCCAGCAGAAGGCGCGCGACAUCCGCUUCAUUCAGAGCGUGCGUGCCAAGAGGCACAUGAAGCUCGGUUGCAAGGCCAACAAGCUGCAGAAGCACUUCCGGCAGCAAGUGUUGUUCUGAAGCGCGGUACGAGCAGAGCUGUGUGCAUCGGCGCUCCAUGCAUUCACUGCCGAAUUGGACGACAGUUCUUGUUGGCAGACAGACCAAGCCUGCAAUGCGCCUUUACAUAUAAAAUAGGAAUUUGUUUUUGAAAGAUGGACUGUCACUAUGCUGACAUAUCCUUGAGCAGUUGGCAAGUCAUUGGAGGACGUUCUUGAGUUGCCAGUGUGCAUCUUCUGCAGAUGAGUCACUUCAAUGCUACUUUCCGCGUGCUGCGGUAGUUAUUUUUUCUUGGCAACGUGCAGCAAUUGGUGAAGCACGUCAGCCAGCCCUGCAGGCAGGCCUUGGAAUAUGUAAAUGGAUUUAGAGGGCUACACUUGAAGCACGAGAACAAAGCGGACAGCAGGACAGACACGUGGAAGGGAUAACUUUAACUCAGCUUUAUCGAGCAAAAUCGGCACUAAUACAUACACGCGGUGAGACCAAAAAAUAAGAAUCGUCACAGUACAUUUUGUUAGAAGUUGGCACUCGUGCUUGUCUUUCCAGUGGUCUCUGCCUUGUCCUGGCAUUUUAAGUCUCUUCAAUAUUGAAUUACAACUACGCUGCAUCCUUGCCUUGAUUUAGAGAGAGUGGGCAUUGAAACACAAGAUAUGUGUUGCUCUAGCAAAUGGUGAUGAUCAGAGCCUCUGAAAUACUUUCCUGGGUGCCAUAUUUAGGGCUGCCCUUUGGAAUUCUUGUUAAGUGCGGUUUCACAAUUUGUGGCUCCUGUCGAACUUGAAUUCAUUUGCAUGGCUUGGUAAGGGACGACUCGAGUUCAUAUUCUUUUAUUUGAAAUUCUUCAAGCGAGCUGUGCUGCUGGGUGCCUUUUAGUCAUGCUUCUGGGCCGAGUCAUUUCCAUUUGUCCUGCAUAUGAGAUGUGGGCAGUAGGCUUUUUUUCUCUGAACAACAGUGUUCCUUUAAUGUAAAAAGAGGAUCCCGAGUUUUGUGCAUAAAGGGAGAGUGCUGUUUUCUUGCCUGCAUUGCUUAACCUUGUGCAUGCAAAGGACGGGUUGUCUAUACAGCAGUGCAUAUGUAAAAGUUAGAUAUGUAAGAUAUGUACAGCUUGUUCUUUUGAAAUUAAAAUGUGUUGAGCGUUGGC